CGCAGAGAUAGCAAAGGUUAGCGUGAGCCUGGGGGCAGGGAGAGGCUGAGCACCUGCCCGGUGUCUCCAGAGGGGCCCUCGGUCCGCCCUCCAGGCAUGGACCCCCCUGAGGAGUGCACCAGGUGCCCUGCCCGCGGGAGGUGCCCCGUGUACCUGGCGGUGAGCUCAGGGACUGUUCGCUAUGCCCCAUCAGGUCUGGGCCCUGCGCUCGAGGGGAACGUGGGAGAGGAGCCCCGGGACACAGACAGCCAGCCCCACCCGGACGAGGGCCACCCCCCGCCCCUCGAAGCUGUCCCGGUCUCCUGGAAGAGCGCGGGCUCCUGCCAGAGCCGCAGGGAGUCCCCGGGAGCCCUGGCAGAGACCUCUGCAGGGGAGGGCACCCAAGGCGAGGAGGGCCCUGCCGCCGCCCAGCUGGACGUGUCUCGCCUGCGCAGCUCGUCCAUGGAGAUCCGCGAGAAGGGCACAGAGUUCCUGAAGGAGGAGCUGCACAAAGCCCAGAAGGAGCUAAAGCUGAAGGAUGAGGAGUGUGAGCGGCUGUCCAAGGUGCGGGAGCAGCUGGAGCGGGAGCUGGAGGAGCUGACGGGGGCGCCAGGGGUGGGCACACCGAGGCCCACAGCGGGGGCCGCAAUUCCACCACUGAAAUUCCCGGUGCCACAGGGACAUUCUGGAGCCUUCCAGGGGCGGGAGGAUCCACGGUCAUUGUCACCCCCUCGCCUCUCCCCCCAAAACACACACACACACACACACACGCACACACACGCACAUGCACGCACACACUCUCAGCAAAGCGGGGCCUCCGUCUGGCUGUGUGAGCCUGGGCAAGUAGCUUCCUGUCUCGGGGCCCAUCUGUGUGUCUGUGAAAUGGGAAGCUGGGCUGUCCUGGUGCGUGGGUGCCCCUCCAUGGGAGGCCAGCUCCCUGACGGGCCCCUCACAGAGGCCGCUUACAGUGUGGGCACCUGGUGGGGUUGGGUGCUGCGUGCUGCCAUCCUGGCUGGCCUGGCGGGUGGUGGGGGCAUCACCCUGGGCUACAGUCGGCAGCCUUCUCGUUCUGGCCAGAUCGACAUGCUGCAGGCGGAGGUGACAGCCUUGAAGACACUGGUCAUCACGUCCACGCCCGCCUCUCCCAACCGUGAGCUGCACCCUCAGCUGCUGAGCCCCACCAAGGCCGGGCCCCGCAAGGGCCACUUGCGCCAUAAGAGCACCAGCAGCGCCCUCUGCCCCAUCGCGUGCCCUGCUGCAGGCCACAUCCUCACCCCGGACAAGGAAGGCAAAGAGCCCGGGCUGCCCCCCCUCCUGUCCCUGCUCCUCUGUGUGGUCCCCAGUAAGGCGGUUCACCUCACCUACGAGCCGGCCUGGCAGCUCCCGCCUGGGGAGCGGCCCGCAGCCCCCACCUCCGCUACCUCUCUCUCCUGUUCCCGACAGGUAGACACCACCCUGUUUGCGGAGUUCCGGGCCUGGAGGGAGUCGCCCACCCUGGACAAGAACAGCCCCUUCCUGGGAAGGGUGUACCGCGAGGACGUGGGGCCCUGCCUGGACUUCACGGUGCAGGAGCUUUCGGCACUGGUGCGGGCUGCCGUGGAGGACAACACGCUCACCAUCGAGCCCGUGGCUUCGCACACCCCGCCCACGGUGAAGACGGCCGCAGCCGAAUACGGCGGCACCAACACGUGUGCCCUGAGCGGGUUGGCCCGUGCCUGUCGCCACCGAAUCCGGCUCGGGGACUCGGACAGUCACUACUACAUCUCGCCAUCGUCCCGGGCCAGGAUCACUGCUGUGUGCAACUUCUUCACCUACAUCCGCUACAUCCAGCAAGGCCUGGUGCGGCAGGACGCAGAGUCCAUGUUCUGGGAGGUCACGAGGCUGCGGAAGGAGAUGUCGCUGGCCAAGCUGGGCUUCUUCCCCCAGGAGGCCUAGCCUGGCCCAGGACCGACGGGCGGACAGGAAGAUGGUGCGGGACCAGCCCUGAGCCAGAAGCUGCACAGACGGACAGAUGGCUGGGCGAGGAGGCGUGCUGAGCCGGUCCCACGCGCCAUCCCAGGAAGACAGGACCUCGCGGGAUGACCCUUCUCCCUUCCCAGCGGCACAGCCUCCACGAGGCUGGAAGGCACCACAGACCGAGGACCCGGACCCGCACUCGGGGGCUCAGCUUUCGCGAGGGGACCCUGGGGCGGCCGGCCCGCUCCGCCCCAGGUCCGGGAGCUGCUGCCUGCAGGUGCCUGCGGCUGCUGGGCAGCCUGGUCUGGUAUUGCCCACCCAGCUCCCAAGCCCUGCACACCAGCACCCCCUUGUGGCCAUCCCUCGCCCCAUCCCAGUGGGCCUGCCAUCCUAAGUGCCCACAGGGCAGUGGUGCUAGGAGGGGCUGCCAGGGGCUUCCAUGCCAGCUGGCACCUGCUUGAGAACUGCCUCCAAGUCCCUCCCUCCGAUGGACAAGGCCCCUCCCAUUUGACCUGCCCCGGCCCCUCUGCGCCCUGUGCUCCGGGAGGCACUGCCCCCACCGCCGCUGGAAGGACCGGGCACUUUCCCCCAGAGCAAAGCACAGCCAAGGCCUCAAGGCGCCGAGCCUGCCUUCAGCUGAGGGUGGCCCUUCAGACAGCACGGACCGAGGUCACCACGCCCUGCCCACGGGACGGGGGUGGGACAGGCAGGCCCCAGGACCCCGCACCCUUCACAGCCCAUUCAGGACCUGGCUACUCCCUGGACACAUCCCUCACCACGUCCAGUUUCCACCUCUGAAUGGAAUGCAGCGCAUCUCUAUUUAAUAAAGGAAGCCUUUGUUGGUAGAGGCAGGGCAGCCAGGCGCCUCCGCUCCUGUGCCCCGGGGCUCGGGCCAAGGCUCGGGCAUCUACAGGCACGAAA
Molecule: messenger RNA, 2856 nt
Organism: Myotis davidii
Lineage: Eukaryota; Metazoa; Chordata; Mammalia; Chiroptera; Vespertilionidae
Gene: RAB3IL1
Product: RAB3A interacting protein (rabin3)-like 1
Exons: 10
Coding region: 97-1914 (605 amino acids)
Biological process (GO): exocytosis
Cellular component (GO): Golgi to plasma membrane transport vesicle
Molecular function (GO): guanyl-nucleotide exchange factor activity
Source: RefSeq, a predicted model, not a curated record